Molecule: messenger RNA, 567 nt
Organism: Penicillium lagena
Lineage: Eukaryota; Fungi; Ascomycota; Eurotiomycetes; Eurotiales; Aspergillaceae
Exons: 1
Coding region: 1-567 (188 amino acids)
Biological process (GO): intracellular calcium ion homeostasis
Cellular component (GO): extracellular region
Molecular function (GO): hormone activity
Source: RefSeq, a predicted model, not a curated record
AUGAGGAGCCUCGUUUUUUAUUCUCUCGCGUUACUCGGACUUUGCGAGGCAGCCAUAUACGGAAAUGCUCAGAACGAGCUCACCAGCCUGAUCCCUUUGGGAAACGGCACAAUUUGCUCAAAUCCUCGGCCAAACUCAUGCACAUUCUACUCCCAAUGUCUCGAGGCACAGGAGCAAUGCGGCCCUAAUGGCUAUCCGAUCGGCUACGGUCUCCACUAUUGCACGCUCUUCAUCAACGUGCGGUCGGAAAUGUCCGAGAGCGGCCAGGCGUGGAUCACGAAUACCAUGCUGUGCCUGCAACGCGACCUUAUUCAGUACGGCACAGGCGCGAAGUCGACAACCUGCGCUGGCCUGAAGGAGUACGCAUUUGGGACACAUCCGCGCUGCUACGUCGACAAUGGCGUGUGCAAGCUGCCACCAUCGGACUGGGUCAUCGUCGUCAAAACGAUUAGCUUGCGGGAGCUGUUUGGAAGCUGGGACGCUUUAAAGCAGGUAUUGGAGACGGCGGAUGGUUGCGCGGAGUUUUAUUCGUGGCUGAUCGAGAACGAGGUCUCAUCAAUGUCUUGA